CAAGUGGUGACGGCGAUCAAGCGUGCAGCGGAGCUCGCUGGCCAAAAUCCUGAGCAGUACGGUUCACAUUCACUGCGUAGCAGCGGCGCCACAGCUCUAUUAAGCGCAGGUUACGACAGUUUGGCGGUGAAAUUGUUUGGGUGGGGGAGGUCAGACGCGGUUGAGCGCUACACACGGAUCGGCGGGCGUCUCAUGGAGAAAAUGGCAGCUGAAAUG
Phytophthora sojae is the source of this 216-nucleotide messenger RNA. RefSeq lists its product as hypothetical. The record is from RefSeq and is a predicted model, not a curated record. The transcript has a single exon. Gene Ontology annotation, molecular function: DNA binding. NCBI's taxonomy places the organism in Eukaryota, Oomycota, Peronosporomycetes, Peronosporales, Peronosporaceae. The annotation marks the transcript as partial. Gene Ontology annotation, biological process: DNA recombination; DNA integration.